Capsicum annuum is the source of this 1246-nucleotide messenger RNA. RefSeq lists its product as uncharacterized. The record is from RefSeq and is a predicted model, not a curated record. The transcript has 2 exons. Lineage: Eukaryota; Viridiplantae; Streptophyta; Magnoliopsida; Solanales; Solanaceae. The coding region runs from base 519 to 1013 and encodes 164 amino acids.
UUUAAUGGCAAUCGAAUUAAGUCCGCAACUAAGCUUCUUCAUGUGUGUGUAUCUCCAAGUUUUUAAGGGUAACAAAUCGAUCCCCACACUCCAUCAUUUCGCCAUAAUCACCAUACUUAUCCCACCAGACCUGGGCUUUGAUACUAGUUGUUGGGCUCAAUCAGCCCUAGAAUAUUCUUACAUGGUGCGAUAUUAAGAGCUUUGCCUGCAUGAUUCUUUCUCUAAACGUCUCAUAUCGUAUCACAAACGGGGUUAUGUUGAACCCCAACUCCGCCCCUGAGUGUAUAUAGUAUAAUUUUUGGGUAUUUUGAGGCCAUGUCUCAAUUGAUACCUUUUGGAUAAUGGUGAGUUUCCUCCCUUGAUUCUCCAUCACACAUUAUCUUAGAUAUAAUAGUCAAAAACAAUAUAAUGAUAUAUGUUUCCUCUAUAAAUAGUUCCUUAAGACAAGCUUAUUUUCGCACCAACCAAAAAAACAAGAACAAACAUAUCUAUAGUGCAAAUUUACUCUCUCUCUCUCAAUGGCAAUGAAGGUUGUUUCAGUGUUGUUCAUUGUAAUAAUGCUUGUUUUGACAGAGCACAAUGCUAUGGCUGGUCCAUUAACAUGUCUGCUCGGAUGUUCAGCUAAGGCGAUAUUUUUGUCUGAAACAAAUUUUCUUAAGUGCAUGGUUGAAUGUGGUACACCAUGUACGAUAGCAUGUUCCAUUAACAACAGAAAACCUGAGGACGUAGCUAAGUGCUUGGUGGAUUGUGGUGUACCGUGUCCGGCAAAAUGUACACGGGAUUUCAAAAAUGCUGCGUCCUAUAGUGUGUGCCUCAUUGGUUGCUUUUCGCCAUUUGUAAAUGAGGAGAUUGAAACUCCAAACACUACAACUGCUGUUUGUACAGUUGGAUGUUCUCUUUCAGUUUGUUCUGAAUUUCUCAACGAUGAGGAGAUGCUUAAAACUUGCGUGAAAAGCUGUGGUAGCAACCAUUGCGCCAUCGGUGGCAAUAAAAUUGCUCUAGAGAAAGCUUAAGAAGAAGCAUUAAUUUGCUCUAAGAAAUUAUGGCCACAAAGUAUGUGUUUUUGACACUAUGUUAUGUACUAAGCUACUAAUUAAUACUUUUGUGGUUGUAAUUUUCUAAAUUAUGUAUUUGUGUUGUGUGUUGAAUAAAACUCUAGUUCUUCCUAUUAUCUAAAUUAUGUAUUUGUGUUGUGUAUUGAAUAAAACUCUAGUUCUUCCCAUUAAUGAACUAGAGAAGUUAAUUA